CCCCCCCAGACAAUCCGCCGCCAUGUCUGGUUACCACGGAAACCACGCAGGGCGGGGGGCGGGACUCGUUACCCGCACCGCCGGCGUUCAUUGGUUAUCUCAGCCGCUCGUCAGCGACGUCGCUUCCGCUGCCGCCGCCGCCGGCCGGGAAGGGCCCGCGCCGCCGCCGCAGCCGCCGCCCCGCCCGGCCCCGCCCGGCGCCAUGGAGGUGACGGUGGGGACGGCGGCGCUGGCGCUGGCGCUGCUGCUGCUGCCGGUGCUGUACGAGCGCAGCGGCUCCUUCCGCUUCUUCUGCAAGAUGGGUUUCUACAACGGCUGGAUCCUGCUCCUGGCGCUGGUGGCCAUCCCGCUCUGCGCCCUGCGCGGCCGCGACGUCGAGAACAUGAAGAUCAUCCGGGGGUUGAUGCAACACGUGAAACAUCUCUACGGGAUCCGGAUGGUGGUUCGGGGCGCUCAGCACUUCCCUCCCCGCCAACCCUACGUCGUGGUCAGCAACCACCAGAGCUCCCUCGAUCUGCUGGGGAUGAUGGAGGUGCUGCCGGAUCGCUGCGUGCCCAUCGCCAAGCGGGAGCUGCUCUACAUGGGCGCCGUGGGGGUGGCCUGCUGGCUCGGCGGCAUCAUCUUCAUCGAUCGCAAGCGGACGCACGACGCCAUCAGCGUCAUGGCCGAGGCCGCCCACACCAUGCUCAGCCAGGACGUCCGGGUGUGGGUUUUCCCUGAGGGGACGCGCAACCACAGCGGCUCCAUGCUGCCCUUCAAGCGCGGCGCCUUCCACCUCGCCGUCCAGGCCCAGGUCCCCGUCGUCCCCAUCGUCAUCUCCUCCUACCAGCACUUCUACAGCAAGCGGGAGCGGAGGUUCACAGCCGGGCAGUGCGUGAUCCAGGUGCUGCCCCCGCUGCCCACCCGGGGGCUGGGCCCCGCCGACGUCCCGGCGCUCACCGAGCGCGUCCGCGCCGCCAUGCUGGAGGCCUUCGAAGCGCUCUCUGCCGAGCUGCGCCCCACGGCGCCGCCGCCCGCCCCACAGUGACCCGCCCCACGGCCGCCCGCUGCUCCGCGGGGCCGACCCACGGCGUGGUACGCGGACCGACGCGCGGCGCGGGCUGACCCACGCGUAGGACGGGGACCGACCCCUUGGCGGGACCUAUAGGAAGAGCGCGGCCCGACCCACGGCGGGACCGAGUGGGGCGCGGACUGACCCCCGAGUGGGGCGCGGACUGACCCCCGAGUGGGGUGCGGACUGACCCCCGAGUGGGGCGCGGACCCAUAGCGGGACCCGUGGAACCGCCCGGACUGACCCACGGCGAGAGCUGUGGAAGAGCUCGGUCAGCCCCACGGCAGGACACACGGGGGGACCGGGGCUGACCCACGGCGGGACCCACGGGAGGGUCACAAAGUGACCCACGGCGGGACCAUGGUGUGACCCACAGUGGGACCCCCCCCCCCCACGGACCGACCCACUCCAGCCCCCCACAUCGGGGGGGGGGGGGGUGACGACGACGACACCCCCCACGGACUGACCCACGGACUGACCCACUCCUGACCCCCGCGUGGGGGGGGGGGCCCAUCGAUCGACCCACUCCAGACCCCCAUGUGUGUGUGGGGGGGGGGGCACGACCCCCACGGACCGACCCACUCCAGCCCCCCACGUAGCGGGGGGGGGGGUUCCCACGGACUGACCCACGGCUCCUGUGGGGCACAGGGCUGACACCCCCCCCCCCCACCACCCUGGGGGUCCCCAAUCUGUGGGGCAGCGCGCGCGUGGGUAAGAUGGAUGCUGAUUGGCUGCCCGAACAGACCCCGCCCCCUUUUUAGGGGGCACGGCCGCGUAUUUAUUUUUUUUUGGGGGGGGGGGGGGACACGACACGACGCCACCCCCAGAUUUUGCCAAAUUUCCCUCCUGCCCUUGGCUCGGGGCCCCCCCCCCCCCGGCUUUUAAUAAA
Messenger RNA from Grus americana (Whooping crane), 1940 nucleotides. It is a transcript of the gene AGPAT1, whose product is annotated as 1-acylglycerol-3-phosphate O-acyltransferase 1. Gene Ontology annotation, biological process: phosphatidic acid biosynthetic process. The record is from RefSeq and is a predicted model, not a curated record. Gene Ontology annotation, molecular function: 1-acylglycerol-3-phosphate O-acyltransferase activity. Lineage: Eukaryota; Metazoa; Chordata; Aves; Gruiformes; Gruidae. Gene Ontology annotation, cellular component: endoplasmic reticulum; membrane.